UGGAAGCGCCUAAAGGCAUCCCUCUAUGUAAGGAGAGCUGCAAGAAGAUGGCUGGUAUCUACAGACAGGUGAGCCUAAAAUUAGCGGUGUUCAGUAUAUUGCAGAGGCUCUGGGAGACGAGGCAGGAUUUACAUUCAUUUGCAAAGGCAAGGUUAUUUAGGAAUAGUCAACAUGGUCUUGUGCUUGGGCCAUCUGAUGUCGCGAAUUGGAUUGAAUGAUUCCAACUGUGCUACAUUAAUAAUAAUAAUAAUACAUUUUAUUUAUGGGCGCCUUUCAAGAGUCUCAAGGACACCUUACAAAAAUUUAGCAGGUAGAGGAAAAACAUGUAAGGGGAAUGAAAUAAAUAGUAGAGACAUGACUAGUACACAAAGUAAAGACAGAAUUCAAUUCAAAACACAAUAUGAGGCAAUUAAAGCACAGAUGAAAAGGGAGGGGGGCGUGGGGCAAAGGAUAGGCAGAGGUGAAGAGAUGGGUCUUGAGGCGGGACUGGAAGAUGGUGAGGGACACGGAAUUGCGGAUCAGUUGGGGGAGGGAGUUCCAGAGCCUGGGAGCUGCCCUGGAGAAGGCUCUGUCCCCAAAACUGCGGAGGUUGGACUUGUGGGUGGAGAGGAGACCGGCUGAUGUGGAUCUGAGGGACCGUGAGGGUUGGUAGGGGCAGCACAGAGGAGCCAAAGCAAUUAAUACGCGACUGUUCAGGUGGAGAUUUGGGCUGGGCAAACAGCCUGAGCAUCAGAGAGGGGAAAGCAGUGUUUAAGAAGGAACUGCAGAUGCUGGAAAAUCGAAGUGAAUUUAGUGGCGAUCAUCAUCUUGUCCCGAGGACAGUGCGGCAUCUCCCGCUGCACCACUCGCUACCUGGUGGCCAUGGCAGUGACAGAUCUGUUGACCAUUAUUACCGAGGUCAUGCUGUAUCAGAUUAGUUAUCAUUACUUCCCGGGCUCUGUCCUGAAUGUCACGCCCAUGUGCAGCGUUGUCCGGGUGCUGAGACGCGCUGCCAUCGACUGCUCCGUCUGGUUCACCGUCGCGUUCACCUUUGAUCGAUUUGUCGCCAUUUGUUGCCAGAAGCUGAAAACAAAAUAUUGCAGCAGGGAAACGGCCGCGAUUGUGCUGUCAACGACCGGGUUGCUGCUCUGCUUAAAAAACAUCCCCCACUACUUUACUGUGAAUCCUAUUGCAAUAAUCAACAAUGUACCGUGGGGCUGUAAUCCCAAAUUAAGUUUUUACACCACGCCUCUGUGGGUGGGAUUUGACUGGUUUGAUACCAUUUUAAAUCCAUUGCUGCCGUUCGUAUUAAUCCUAUUGUUUAACGCUCUGACGGGCAGAUAUGUGCUAGUGGCCAGCCGGAUCCGUAAGGGACUGAGGGGUGAGGCAACAACAGAGAACCGCACUGACCCAGAGAUGGAGAGCAGGAGAAGAUCGGUCAUUUUACUUUUCACGCUAUCCGCCAGUUUUAUCCUCCUCUGGACGGUGACAGUCAUAGAAUUUUUAUAUUAUACCGCCACAGGAAAAAUCCCUGGUGAUUUCACUGUGUCUGAGUAUAUACUUGCAAUAGUCGGCGUUAUGCUGCUGAAUUUAAACUGCUGCACCAACACAUUUGUUUACGUGGUGACUCAGUCCAAGUUUAGAGAACAGAUCGUCAGUGCGAUGAAAUAUCCGGUGACCUCAAUUCGUCGAGUCAUGAAUAAACUGAUCAGGAACUGAUCUCCUCCCCAGACUUCUUUGAGAAAUGAAAUGUCCAAGGUGACGGCCCAUCGUUUAACCGCAGUUGAAUAUUCACUGAUAUAGAUGAUGAGAUGUAUGUGAGGCCACGCCACCCACUGUCUUGGACCAGAACCUCAUUAUCUCUUGUUGUCAUAAGGUCAUAACAGAUAGGAGUAAGAAUUAGGCCAUUCGACCCAUCAAGUCUACUCCGCCAUUCAAUCAUGGCUGAUCUAUCUCUCCCUCCUAACCCUGUUCUCCAUAACACCUGACACUUGCACAAAUCAAAAAUCUACUCAUCUCCGCCUUAGAAAUGUCCACUGACCUGGCAUGCACAUGGUUCACUUCACUCAAUUCCCUGAUCCACAAACUAGAGUUCUCCUCCCCUCUGUGACUGGAGUUCUGCAGCAUCCUCUCUCGCUGCUUCCCCACUGUGUUCUGUACUGUACCUAUUGAUAACUCUAGUGUCCCUCUCCCCUGACUCUCAGUCUGAAGAAGGGCCUCAAUAGCAAUGAAGAUGAGGACGAUGCCUGCCCUGCUGAGUUACCACAGAAUCUUGUGUCUAUCCUUGGUAGAAACCAGCAUCUGCAGUACUUUUUAUUGCCUUUUUUUAAAACCAGUCUAGCCACUUCUGUACCCAACGUAAUGGCAUCCUUCCUAUGGUAGGGUGACCAGAACGCAUAUAGUACUCCAAUUGCGGUCACAUGGAGUAAUGGAGCCUUACAGCUCUUCCAACAUGCCCACGUCGACCAAGGUGCCCCAUCUACACUAGUGCCACAUGCCAAGCUUGGCCCAUAUCCCUCUACACCACUACUACCCAUGUACCUGUCCAAAUGCCCCAUAAAUGUUGUGACAGUACCUGCCUCAACUACUUACUCGUUCCAUAAAUCCACCACCACCCAGUUGUCCCUCAGUUUGCGAUUAAAUAGCUCCCCUCUACCAUAAGUGAUAGGUCAUACGUGAUAGGAGCAGAAUUAGGCCAUUCGGCCCUUCAUGUCUAUACCGCCAUUCAAUCAUGGCUGAUCUAUCUCUCCCUCCUAACCCCAUUCUCCUGCCUUCUCCCCAUAACCCCUGACACCCACACUAUUCAAAGGGCGAAAGGGACAGCUGGCAAGCGGUAAACUUGUAUAGGUGAGGUAGCAGGUGUAAAGGGACAACAUGUUCCUCUUACUGUGAAGGGCAAGGCUAGCAGGUUUCGACAAUCUUGCUGACAAGAGAUGAUGAAGGUCUGAUCAGGUAAAAGAUGGCCGCAUGCGAUGUAUUUAGGCAAUUGCAAUCAAGCGAAUCCCCCCGCGGGUAUAAGGAGUGCAGGACUAUACUUGUGUAGGAUAGAUAGAUAUGAUAGAUAUGCCAUUUAUUGUCACUAUACAUGUACAAUGAGAUUAAAAGCAGCUCGUACUCAGUGCAUACA
Messenger RNA from Leucoraja erinaceus (little skate), 3106 nucleotides. RefSeq names its product probable G-protein coupled receptor 139. Gene Ontology annotation, biological process: G protein-coupled receptor signaling pathway. Bases 862 to 1698 code for a protein of 278 amino acids. The transcript is spliced from 2 exons. Gene Ontology annotation, molecular function: G protein-coupled receptor activity. Lineage: Eukaryota; Metazoa; Chordata; Chondrichthyes; Rajiformes; Rajidae. The record is from RefSeq and is a predicted model, not a curated record. Gene Ontology annotation, cellular component: membrane.